CACAAUCAAUCCUUGUGAUGCGAAGCACGCACAUCCUCCUGGCGCUGGCGUUGGCGGCGGUCACAGCGGCCCAGACGCCGACGACGACGUCCGCGCCGAUCACUGCCGCAUGUAACGAUACGCUGUCAAACUUGAACAAAGCCGUGGCGGCGGCAAAGGGUUUGAACUGCAAGAUCAACAACCCGGCUGCGUUUUGCACGACGGACGUGUGCAGCAACAUCCACCGCAUGGGAAAGAUCGCCGUGGAGAGUGGGUGUGGCAAACAAUCGCUGUCCGACGUCAAGUACACGUUCCCCAAGAUGUGCGACGCCGACGACAAGUGCAGCAAGCUCGUGACCCAGAUGACCACGAACCUUCAGAACUGCAUCGAAGACCCCCGGAAGGUCGGGACGUCGGCCAGCUGCCAGCCGUGCCGCACGCUCAACGACACGACGUUCCGGACGUCUCUCACGUCGAUCUGCGGGUACGAGCAAGCCGCGUUCGAUUUUGUGCUCACGGACGAAGGGCUGGUCAACUCGUUCGCUCAGUGCGAGUCACUGAAGACGGACAAGGUGGCCAAGGACAACGCCGCGGCGGCCGACACGGGCAGCAACUCGACGGUGUUUGUGAUCAUCGGGAUCGCGUGCGCGAUUCUCAUCAUCCUCGGGGCCGUGAUCUACAAGUUGAAGCUCAAGAACGACAUUGCCAAGCGCAACUUUGACUACAUCAACAACGACAGCCACACAAUCAACAACAAUGGCCAAGACUAUGGCCACAACGACAAGUACACGGGCCCUGAAGUCGGGCGCAUCGCGAACGACAUCCGGUUCGACGAAGAGCUCGCGCAGUUUCGCAUCCCUCAGAACGAGAUCCAAAACGUGAGCUUGCUCGUCAAGGGCGGGUACGGCGUCGUGUUUCACGCGACGUUUGGCAGAGAUGACGUUGCGAUGAAGCAGUUGUUGCCGUCGAAGUCCAAGGACUUCGACGCGAUCCAAGAGUUUAUGAACGAGAUCCGGCUCUGCGCGCGCCUUGAGCAUCCCAAGAUCGUCAAGUUUAUAGGCAUCGCGUGGUCGACGCUGCACGACUUGGCCGUGCUGAGCGAGUUUAUGCCUCGGGGUGACGUCAGUUCGUUGUUGAAGAAGGAGGGCAAGAAGCACGAGUCGCAUCGGGUGUUGCACUGGCACACAUCACCCUCGUCAUCGAUUACCAAGACGCAAAUCGCCGCCGAUGUCGCAGAUGCAUUGGUGUACCUACAUUCGUUCCAACCGACCAUCAUUCACCGCGACCUCAAGUCGAAAAACGUGCUGUUGAGUGACACGUGGGAAGCCAAGCUGAGCGACUUUGGCAUUAGUCGCGUGACCAGUUUAGACGACACCAUGACAAGCAACGUCGGCACCGUGGCGUGGAUCGCUCCCGAAGUCCUCACGGGCGGCCGAUACACGGAGAAGGCCGACAUCUACUCGUUCGGAGUCCUCCUCAGCGAACUCGACACGACCGAUGCGCCGUACGCGAACCUCAUGAACAAGUCCAAGGACGCCGCCUUCUCGAACGCCCGCAUCGCGCUCAUGGUGUCCGAAGGUACCCUCAAGCCAGACUUCACCAACCGCAUGCCUGAAGGCCUGCUCACGUUGGCCUUGGAAUGCCUCGCCUUUGACGAAGCCGACCGCCCCACCGCCAUGGCCCUCUCAUACAAGAUCCACACCAUCGCCAAGUCCCUCUAAGCUAAUACUACUACUACUACUACUACUGUACGACGAUACCUUUAAAUAUAUUAAUAGUACUAUGCCACAAUGUGAUCCA
Molecule: messenger RNA, 1779 nt
Organism: Aphanomyces astaci
Lineage: Eukaryota; Oomycota; Saprolegniomycetes; Saprolegniales; Verrucalvaceae
Product: TKL protein kinase
Exons: 1
Coding region: 18-1700 (560 amino acids)
Biological process (GO): protein phosphorylation
Molecular function (GO): ATP binding; protein kinase activity
Source: RefSeq, a predicted model, not a curated record